CAGCGAGAAGGAGACUAGGGAGGGAGAAGAUCCUCUGAGGACAGUUGCUUGUUCUGCAUGGCUGUUUAAUUUCAUGUUUGCUCCCAAAUCAACAGAGAAAAACGUGCUCCAUCAAACUAGGAUUUUACCCUCGGCUGCAUCUUUUCAAAGUGUGACAGCCUUUGUAAAGUGCGGAAAGCUGGAUACUGCAGUGACCCUAGGAUAUAAAAGGAAUGUCCAGAGCACAACAGAGGCAAGCUCACUCCAGGACAGGUACUCUCUGACGGAGGCCAAACUCUGAGGUGGAAGAGGCUGUAAAGAGGCCCCAAGGGAGCCUCCCACCCUCCCUACCGAACCAGUGAUAGACAUCGAGCGGCCAUGGCUCCUCGGAAGCGCGCGGGAGGCGGCAGCCGCGGUGGCUUCUCUUUGUUCUUCUGCUGUUUCAACAGCAACGAUCACCCGGAGAUCACCUACAAGCUGCGGGAGGACUUUGCCCUGCAGACCAUGGAGCCAGCACUGCCGAUGCCGGGAUAUGAUGAACUGGAUAGCAUGUUCUCUGAGUUGGUGGAUGAACUUGACCUCACAGAGAAACACAGAGAAGCCAUGUUCGCCCUGCCUGCAGAGAAGAAAUGGCAGAUUUACUGCAGCAAGAAGAAGGAACAAGAAGAAAAUAAAAGUGCAACUAGUUGGCCAGAAUAUUAUAUUGAUCAGCUCAAUUCAAUGGCAGCUAGAAAGACACUCCUCGCUCUGGAGAAGGAAGAUGAAGAGGAAAGGAACAAAACUAUAGAGAGCUUGAAGACGGCUCUGAGAACCCAGCCUAUGAGGUUUGUGACUCGUUUUAUUGAUCUGGACGGCUUGACAUGUAUCCUGAACUUCCUGAAGAGUAUGGAUUACGACACCACAGAAUCACAGAUCCACACGUCUCUAAUUGGCUGCAUCAAAGCCCUGAUGAACAACUCGCAGGGCCGUGCCCACGUCCUGUCUCACUCCGAGAGCAUUAACAUCAUUGCUCAGAGCCUGGCCACAGAAAACAUUAAGACUAAAGUGGCAGUGCUGGAAAUAAUGGGUGCUGUAUGUCUGGUGCCUGGUGGGCACAAAAAAAUCCUGGAGUCCAUGCUGCACUACCAACGGUUUGCCUGUGAGAGGACGCGCUUCCAGACACUUAUAAAUGAUCUGGAUCGAAGUACGGGGCGAUACAGAGAUGAGGUCAACCUGAAAACAGCCAUCAUGUCCUUUAUUAAUGCUGUGCUGAGUCAAGGAGCUGGCGAGACUAGUCUGGAAUUUCGUAUCCACCUCCGAUAUGAGUUUCUCAUGCUGGGGAUCCAACCUGUGAUUGAUAAGCUGCGUUCACAUGAAAACUCCACUUUAGACAGGCAUUUAGACUACUUUGAAAUGCUGCGGAACGAGGAUGAGCUGGCUUUGUCAAAACGGUUUGAGUUGGUACAUAUAGACACCAAAAGUGCAACACAAGUUUUUGAUCUCAUCCGCAAGAAGCUGAACCACACUGAUACAUACCCGCACUUUAUGUCUGUGCUCCAUCACUGUCUGCUUAUGCCGCACAAGAGAAGUGGUAACACGGUACAAUACUGGCUGCUAUUGGACCGUAUUGUCCAACAGAUGGUCUUGCAGAACGACAAGGGCCAUGACCCAGACAUCGCACCGCUGGAGAACUUUAACGUGAAGAAUGUUGUCAGGAUGUUGGUCAAUGAAAAUGAGGUGAAACAGUGGAAGGAACAGGCAGAGAAAAUGAGAAAAGAGCAUCAUGAGCUGCAGCAAAGGUUUGAGAAGAAGGAGCGUGAAUGCGAUGCCAAGACACAGGAAAAAGAGGACAUGAUGCAGACUCUCAACAAAAUGAAAGAGAAGUUGGAAAAGGAGAGCAACGAGCACAAAAACGUCAAACAGCAAGUGGCCGAACUUACUACGCGACUGCAUGAACUCAACACUAGGCAAGCAGCAGCUGUUGUUCCUGGCAGUCCUCCCCUCGCCCCCGGUCCCCCUGGUGGCCCUCUGCCUCCUCCGCCAAUGCCAGCAUUUGCAGGCAUGUGCCCACCUCCCCCGCCACCUCCUGGCGGUAUGAUGCCUCCUCCACCUCCCCCGCCACCUCCGCCAGGUGGCCCUCCACCUCCUCCUGGACGCCCACCUACUGGAGGCAUCCCUCCCCCACCAGGAGCACCUUUGGGACUUUCUCUGAAGAAGAAGAUCAUUCCUCAGCCAUCGAAUCCACUCAAAUCCUUCAACUGGUCCAAGCUGGCUGAGAAUAAACUGGAGGGCACUGUGUGGAUGGACGUGGACGAUGCCAAGGUUUUCAAAAUCCUGGAUCUGGAGGACAUUGAAAAGACCUUCUCAGCUUAUCAGAGACAGCAGGACUUCUUAAUGAUCAAUAACAUCAAACAGAAAGAGGUGGAAGACGACACCUUGAGCUCUAAGAAAGUGAAGGAGUUGUCGGUCAUUGAUGGCCGUCGAGCUCAAAACUGUAACAUCCUUCUCUCUCGACUGAAGCUUUCAAAUGAGGAGAUCAAGAGAGCCAUUCUCACUAUGGACGAGCAUGAAGACCUUCCCAAAGACAUGCUGGAGCAGCUGCUGAAGUUUGUUCCCGAGAAGAGUGAUGUGGAUCUCCUGGAGGAGCAUAAACAUGAACUCGACCGAAUGGCCAAACCCGACCGCUUCCUCUACGAGAUGAGCAGAAUAAACCACUACCAACAGAGACUGCAGUCCUUGUACUUCAAAAAGAAGUUUGCAGAGAGGAUAGCUGAGAUCAAACCCAAAGUUGAAGCUCUGACCAAGGCAUCCAAGGAAAUUUUACACAGUAAAAACUUGAAGCAGCUUUUGGAGGUGGUGCUGGCUUUUGGAAACUACAUGAACAAGGGUCAGAGGGGCAAUGCUUAUGGCUUCAAAAUGUCCUCACUUAACAAGAUCGCGGAUACCAAAUCCAGCAUCGACAAAAACAUCACCCUGCUGCAUUAUCUGAUCACCAUCCUGGAGAAGAAAUAUCCCAAAGUCCUGAUGUUCCAGGAGGACUUGAAGAAUAUCUCAGAGGCCGCCAAAGUCAACAUGACAGAGAUGGAAAAAGAUAUCGGCAACCUGCGGAGUGGCUUAAAAAGUGUUGAAAGUGAGCUGGAAUACCAGAAGAAACGUCCGCAGGAGCUGGGUGACAAGUUUGUGUCUGUGGUGAGCCAGUUCAUCACUGUAGCCAGCUUCAGCUUCUCCGAUGUGGAAGACUCGCUCACUGAGGCUAAAGAACUGUUCCUGAGGGCAGUGAAGCACUUUGGUGAGGACGCCAAUAAGAUGCAGCCAGACGAGUUCUUCGGCAUCUUUGACCAGUUCCUGCAGUCAUUCACAGAGGCUCAGCAGGAAAACGAGAACAUGCGGAAACGCAAGGAGGAGGAGGAGCGCCGGGCCAAGAUGGAAGCUCAGCUCAAAGAACAGAGGGAGAAAGAGCGGAAGGCCCGGAAAGCAAAAGCGAACGGAGAGGACGAUGGUGGCGAGUUUGAUGACCUGGUGUCAGCGCUACGAUCAGGCGAGGUCUUUGACAAGGACUUGUCCAAGAUGAAACGCAACCGCAAGAGGAUCAACAGCCAGAACACGGACUCAAGCAGAGAGCGACCGGUCACAAAGCUCAACUUCUAAGCUUGAUAACUGUCGUCAUCCCUCCUGCACACUUCCUCCCCUCUUCACCAUUAGCUUCCCUUUGGGUCAGACCGACCUGCACAUUCCUCUGCAGCCUCCUCCACUACCACCCAGCUCGGCUUGGAUAAAGCAUGACCUCGCUGUAGAGCCACACACAGCACAAAGUGUUUAGACCUUUCAUCCUAUGAAAUUUUGAUAUGAGAGGGAGCAGAAGCCAAAAGUUGAUUAAAGUUUGACCAAAUCAGAUCUGUUCAGAUGAAGCUGCCAUUCAGGAGAAGAGCUUCCCUCCAGGUGUGGGAGUUAACUCCUGGUUGUUUGACAAGAUCCGUUCUGUGCUGUUUUUUGUACAUCAGAAUCUAUGCACAGAGUUAAAUGUGCAGCUUUUAGACUCUUUCAGGGCUGGAUGCUUGAUCCAAACAUGACUGAUUCCAUUUUUUUUUAAAAGAAAAAAAUAAAUGAGGGGCCAUUUUGUACAGACUGAUUUCAUAGAAAGAGAAGGGCUGCUUGCACCUGCCCAUACUAUCCCAGAUGGACUGAACCUCAACUUCCUCAAGAUGCUGCUGCUGUCUUCCAGUCAGAAUCAACAGGACUAAGACGCUGCAUUAUUGGAUGUGGUUUUAACUGCAAGUGAAAGCUGAGAGGCAGUUUUUUUUCAUCUUCAUUGACAAACAGCAUUUAUAGAUAAAUAAAUAUAUAUGUGUAUUAUCUCUGUAUGUUUUAUUUGAACAUUUUCCUGUUAAGAGCUGGCCUUAACUCUGUUGAUUUUAAUUGUUGAAUGGGUACUCUCACAGGUCUGGGCCUAACCUGUGGAAUCUCAAGUGUUGACACAUGUCAUAGAUCACAUAUAUCCACAUAUAAGGGUGUGUGCAUUGUCACAUGCACAUAGGAAUAUAUAAUUAUUAACUGCUAGAAACCAUUUAAACUAUACCUAGUUAAUGCAGCACAUUGCCCCCCUCCCAACCCAAAGAGAGUGCCCUGUUCUAUUGUCUUGAUUUGACAAAUGAAAUGUGUUUUCAGUGCGCUGGAUGGAUUUACACUACAUUUAAAAACAAAAAAAAAAAAGUGAGAAAAAAAGCAGAACCCUCACAUGUGGAUGUAA
Molecule: messenger RNA, 4705 nt
Organism: Melanotaenia boesemani (Boeseman's rainbowfish)
Lineage: Eukaryota; Metazoa; Chordata; Actinopteri; Atheriniformes; Melanotaeniidae
Product: disheveled-associated activator of morphogenesis 1-like
Exons: 27
Coding region: 358-3606 (1082 amino acids)
Biological process (GO): actin cytoskeleton organization
Cellular component (GO): stress fiber
Molecular function (GO): small GTPase binding; actin binding
Source: RefSeq, a predicted model, not a curated record